Molecule: messenger RNA, 2633 nt
Organism: Lolium rigidum
Lineage: Eukaryota; Viridiplantae; Streptophyta; Magnoliopsida; Poales; Poaceae
Exons: 9
Coding region: 1-2439 (812 amino acids)
Source: RefSeq, a predicted model, not a curated record
AUGGCGGCGCCGGCGCCGCCGGAUUUCGUGGAGGUGCGAUGCGCGGGGUGCAACGAGACGCUGGAGGUGGAGCGGGGUCUCACCGAGUUCGCCUGCCCCGAUUGCGGGACCCAGCAGGCGCUCCCGCCGGAGCUCAUGCCGCCGCCGCGCCCGCGGCGGGCGCUGCCCAUCCCCGGCCGCCUACCCGCCGCCGCUGUACCUAUGCCCGUGCCCGCACCGCCGCCCUCGCGCAUGCCGUGCGCCGACUGCAGCGCGCUGCUCAGCGUGCCGGCUGGCCUCGGGCGCUUCGCGUGCCCUGUGUGCGGCGUUGAGCUCGUCGUCAACGCCGGGCGCCUCCGGACAUACCACGCAUCCCCGGCUUCUGCAACAGUCUCGGUCGUCGCGCUUCCUCCAUCCGCCGUGACGCUCACAUCGACGUACUCUGACCAGCCGGAGGCGCAUGUAGAAAGACAUAAUCAUCCAAUUCGCUCCAAUCAGACACCAGCACAAUACCCCAGUCAAUCCGUUCAUAGAGAGGAGACAUCCGGUUCAUUCAGACCUGAUACCUGGAUGCCAAUCCACAGCAGGUUAGCGCAAAAAGCACCCCUUAGACACCCAAUUGAGAGAGAAGAGUCACAGACUGAGCCACGCAAUGAGACAGCGGUGAGGUCUGGUAUGAGGAAUUCUAGUUUGCAAUCUGGUACUGAAUCUAUAGGUUUGCAAAAAAUACAGCCAGAGCCUUCCGCCCAGGUUGGCUCGAGACCACAGACACAUGCCCUGCCUCCUAGUUAUUCAGUUUGUGGAGACCGUACACAAGGGCAUCAUCCUGACAGUGCUAGGCAUGAGCAGCAUACAAAUGAUGUCUCUAGUAUCAUGGAGCAGGGCAAAAUAGAUCUUCUGAAUCAAGCAAUGAAUGAAGAACCAGCACAAGGUGAGGAUCAGUGCAAGACAUCUGGAUGGAGUCCAAACAGCAAAAGGAGCAACAAAAGUACGAGUGUGUAUCAGAAGAGGAAAAGGAAGUGCUUGACAAAGCAGACAGAGCAUCCAAUCGAGGAUGAGCCUGUCCAGAAAACAACCACUUCUCUAAGUGCAUGUAAUUCUGAUCUGCCAGAUAUUGACUGCAUCAUUGCCAAUAUAUGUCCAAGCUCAUCACAACCGCACCAAAUGCCACAAGCAAGCUCAAUCAGUUGUACUCUCCACAGGUCAGGGGCAAACAUCAGCCUAUGCAUGCACAACAGGUAUGACCUCCAGGAGAAUGCAGAUGGUGGUCAGCUUGUGUUAGGAUCAUAUGGAAAAUCAUCAGGUAAGCGCAAUGGACGCCGCUCUACAAGACUGAUUGAACCACGUAGGGAAGUUGACAGGCCCGUUCUGAUACCAAACAAUAUUGACAACUGGGAAGUCAGCCCACCUUGUCCUAAGGUGGCAUCUACCAUCACUGUUCUUAUGAAGCAGAAGUACCCUGGGUCAACCUACGUGCCAGCUGGUCAGCACAGUGAUGUUCCACCCAAUGGAGAAGUGGUUCACCACUGGCACCAGUAUCCUCGAGAGACAAGGGCUGCCAUUUUGAAUGAAUUUCUUCAACGCUACAAGUGGGCCCCGGGUAAAGAAGCAGAGUGCCUGAAGCUAUUUGAGCGCAGAGCACUCAGACAGUUUGCUGGCCUCCUAUGUGAAGAGAAGCGGAGGGUUAGAGCAGAGUUGGCUUCAGUGCAGAAAGCCAAAGAAACUGUAGUUGCACACAAGUCCAAUAGACACAUGGGGUUAGACGAGGAAGAUGCUAGAGAAGAGCCCAAGGAUCAACAGACAGGAGAGAAAAUUGAGGACGAGAACCCAUUACAGUGGAAACCUUUCCCGCCUGCUUGGAUGUAUCCAAAGUGGUGGGAGAGGUUGUGCGAACACUGGGCUAAAGAGGAAGUUUUAAUGAUGUCUCUGCAGAACAGGAAGAACCGGUUCACUGCAGGUCGUGCUCAUCACACAGCAGGAUCACGGAGCAUUGCUAUGCAUCGUCAGCUUAUGGUCAUGGAAAAUGGCGGGGAGCAGGUGUCGGAACUCGAGGUAUUCAACAAGACACAUAAGCUUAAAGGUGGUGCAGGGGAAUUUGUCAGCGAGAGAGCAAAGCAAACUGUGGAGGGCUUUAAGAAGCGUAUGGAGAGGGCUGGUGAUAAGCAGAUAGAUCCUCAUCUUGCAUGGGCACAAGAAAUUGGGGGCCGGAAUCGUGGGAGGUACUAUGGACUCACUGGUAUCAUUGACAAGGCCAAGAUUGAUGAAUUGUCAAAGUCCAUCCCUGGUUCUCUCAGUAAACGGGGACAGCAGCAGACGUUUUCGCAGGACCAGGUGCAGCAGAUGAUUGAUCAGGCUCUACAAGGGUUAAAUGAAACUUGGGAGAAUAAGUUCAAGUCCCUGGAGCAAACUUUCUGUGGCGGGCCAUCGUUGGGUGCUGAUCCUGAGGUACAAGAAAACUGAUUGUUGGGUUUCUUGUCCAAAGCAGCGCUUAGAGAUUGAUGUGAUUUAUCCUGCAGCACUCACCUGGGUCUUCUGCGGAUGGAGGGGGUGCUCAUGAAACUUGUACAUUGUGAAGCAUGUCUUGUCACAUUAGAUGCAGAAAUCGAUGUUUGUUGCACUAAGCGUUAUGCCGUUAUUAUCUUUAAAUUAAAUUG